This is a messenger RNA of Annulohypoxylon truncatum, 2177 nucleotides long. Its product is annotated as Tom37 C-terminal domain-containing protein. The transcript is spliced from 2 exons. The coding region runs from base 655 to 1983 and encodes 442 amino acids. The record is from RefSeq and is a predicted model, not a curated record. Gene Ontology annotation, biological process: mitochondrion organization. NCBI's taxonomy places the organism in Eukaryota, Fungi, Ascomycota, Sordariomycetes, Xylariales, Hypoxylaceae. Gene Ontology annotation, cellular component: SAM complex.
UUUGAUCUUCGUAUCUUCGGAUAGGAGAAAUCUAAAAAUCAAGAAUGACCAGAACGACCAACCGGCCGAUAGCAAAUCAUCGUCGGGAUGUCGAUAGCAUGACGUCAAAAACGACCGGGGAUCGCCUCGUGCUUAUCACCAUUAUCACCACGUGCACUAGACCCUGAAACGCGGCGAUAACUAAAGCUGGGGAUGAUUUUCGAGAUGUUCCCAUUAUCAUGAACUUUAUAGGCCUGCCAUUCGGACGAUCGCUCGCAAGCGACAGCUCAAAUCGGAUAGCGAGAUCUUCUUAUGGAUCCCGUAAUCACCGCUCCCGGUUGAAUCUUGUCCAUUGGUAAGGGUGUUGUCGCGACGAGACCAUCCUGCCGUCAUAGCGCAGAACUACGAGACCUUGUCGUCAGCCUCCCGAAUGCUACACUGCCGCCCACUGCAUUACCUAGUAUUUCCCACCACCGCUGCACGACUGCACGGCUGCGAACUCAUGGUCUUAUCACGCGACUCGGCCUUUCUAUUGGUUGAUUCAGAGUCAGGCGUACUAGCCUAGCUGAUCUACUCCCCAUAAACCGGCUGAGAUAUAGCGAUUGUCUCGUUACUCCAAGACACAGGACGGUCCCUAGCCACUUGUCGUCAGCUGUGUCGUCCAUCUCCCACACAAUGACUUUGGAGCUACGUGUUUGGGGGCCGGCGUUCGACCUAGACUCCAUUGAUCCCGAAUGUCUAGCUGCCAUUACAUGUUUCCGUUGCUCCAUCCCCCGCGAAGAUUGGUCCCUGAUCGCCAGCAAUGACGCCGCCGCCAGUCCUGAUUACCGCCUCCCCGCCCUGAAUCACGAAGGUAUCUGGACUUCUGGGUAUACGGAAAUCGUCUCGUACCUUACCAGACAAGGCAUUUUGCACAUCGACGAUGACCUCACACCGCUCCAGAGGGCUGAUGCUCUGGCUUGCGCCUCCUUUCUGGCGACCCGCGGCGCUGCUCUGGUGGCCAUGUCGCUCUACGUAUCGCCAAGGGCGUGGGCUGACAUGACCCGGCCCGCCUACUCAUCCCUCCUUCCGUUCCCGCUCACGUGGACCGUGCCCCCGGGCCUCCGCACCGCCGCCAUCGAAAAGGUCGAGAACCUGGGUAUGGGUUCCCUCGCGCCCGAAGGAGAUGCCGAGGAAUCUCCGUCCGCGGGCCCAGCUAUUACGACUUCCACCGGCUUCCUCAAGCUGCGCGACCGCCGCGGUCCCAGCGAGGUCAUGCAGCCGGAGAACAAGGCGGCGAUCCGGUUCCAGCACUUCGCAACCUCGUUCUUCGAGACCCUGGAGCAGCUGCGCGGGGACAACGAAUUCUUCCUCAGAGACGAAAAGCCGGCGUCGAUCGACUAUCUGGUGUUCGCGUACCUCGAGCUGACGCGCGUGCAGACGCCGCACCCGACGCUGAGGAACGCGCUAGAAGGAUCCUUCGGGAGCCUAGUCGGCUUCUCGAACGCGAUCCGGGAAUCCUUCGCCGCGCAGGCGCUGGAGGCUGACCACAACGGGCUGCCUCUGAGGGAUCCUGAGCCGAGGCGCGUGCUAGACCUGAUUGGCCGCUUUGCGGAAGGAGCGCUGGAGUCGGUUCCGGGCUUUGGGGGGAGCUGGAGGAGGUGGCGUGUGGGUGGUGCGAGGAGUGCUGGAGCUGGAGAUGGGAAUGCGGAUGCGGGCGCGGAUGACGUGAGCCAACAGGAUAUGGGUAGCGUGAUUAUGGCUGCUGCGGGUGCGGUCGCGGGUGCUGCUGCGUUGGGCGCCGUGGCGCUGGUUAAGGCGUUAGGUCCGUUUGGGAAUGAGACGCAUCGCUUCGAGAUGCAGAAGAAUCGCUUGGGUCAGUUUGACGAGAUGGGCGCCAUUCUGACCGGAUUACCUGUUUGGGAACAAUCUGCGCCUCAAUGGGAUGUGGGGAGUCUAAGCUUGGGUGCAGGCGUCGAUGUUGGUGUUGAGUCGGAGGUCGAGCUGAGGGAUCGGGUGCAGUAGCGCGGUUGGAGGGGAGGGGAGGGGAGGGGAAGGGGAGCUGAGUUGGGCUGAGCUGAGUUCUGUGGGAUUCAGCUCCUGUAGCUCCUGUGGCGGAUGACUGUGAUGGAGGGUUCAUGGACUAAGGGGUGGGUAGGUGGGAAGGAAGGAAGGAAGGAUAUCGGGAUUUGAUGGGUUCAUGGUGGGUGGGUGGUGAA